Molecule: messenger RNA, 869 nt
Organism: Durio zibethinus
Lineage: Eukaryota; Viridiplantae; Streptophyta; Magnoliopsida; Malvales; Malvaceae
Product: ergosterol biosynthetic protein 28-like
Cellular component (GO): membrane; endoplasmic reticulum
Molecular function (GO): protein-macromolecule adaptor activity
Source: RefSeq, a predicted model, not a curated record
UCUUUAUUUAUUGUAUUUAUACAAUUUUUUGUUGAGGGUAAAAGUGGGAACACGAAGUCGAAAGUGUCAAACUGAAGUAUUAAGCAGUCAAAACGGUGCAGUUUGAGCCGGAUCUGCUGCUUCUAGUUGAAGGCAGGAACUCGUUGAAGGCAGGAACUCAGAGAGGUAGUAGCAGAUACAAACAGUGAAGAAGAUGAAGGCGUUGGGAUGGUGGUUAAUGCUGGUGGGUUCACUUCGAUUAUCCUCCGUUUGGUUCGGCUUUUUUGAUGUUUGGGCUCUUCGUCUCGCCGUUUUCUCCAACACCACCAUGACCGAAGUUCAUGGGAGGACAUUCGGAGUUUGGACACUUUUGACUUGUACUCUCUGCUUUGUAUGUGCAUUCAACUUGGAAAAUAAGCCACUAUAUUUGGUGACAUUUUUGUCAUUCAUCUAUGCCUUUGGUCACUUUUUGACUGAAUACCUCUUCUACCACACAAUGGCCCUUUCAAAUCUGACAACCGUAGGCAUAUUUGCAGGGACAUCGAUUAUAUGGAUGCUGUUACAGUGGAAUGCACAUCAACAAAGAAAUGUGAAGCAUUCCUGAAAAUAAACUCAUUCACUUUCAUAUGCUUUUGUUUUGAAGUCUUGCAGUUGCUUUAAUCUUUAAUGCUGAGACGUUGGAAUUUCUCGGUAUUGAUUUUGUGUUCUCAAUCAGUACUAAUUGAUAACGGCUGUUUACAAUUAGAUUGUGGAGUUUCUGUCCAAUAGAGUGAAAGAAUUCUGAACAUCGUGAUGUGUGAUUCUGUUUGAGUACUCUGAUUAUAAGAUUAAACCAAUAAUAGAGAUAUGACUGUAAACUUCCAUACCUUUCUUAAAUUAAUGGUAUUGUG